UCUGCCGCGGCCACCACCGCCCUCCACCUGCGGCUCCGCGGCCACGCGCAGCUCCCGACGCUAUGGACCCGGCUCUGGCCGCGCAGAUAAGCGAGGCGGUGGCCGAGAAGUUGCUGCUGUACCGGCGAGACAAGUCAGGCUGGAAGAUUUGCCGGGAAGGCAACGGAGUUUCCGUUUCCUGGAGGCCAUCUGUGGAGUUUCCAGGGAACCUGUACCGAGGAGAAGGAAUUGUGUGUGGGACCCCAGAGAAGGUGUGGGACUGCGUGAAGCCGGUCACUGGGGGCCUGCGAGAGAAAUGGGAUGAGAAUGUGAGCAGUUUUGAAGUCAUUGAAAACAUCACUGAUACACUGUGCGUAAGCAGAACCUCUACCCCCUCAGCUGCCAUGAAGCUCAUUUCUCCCAGAGAUUUUGUGGACUUGGUGCUCAUCAGAAAAUACGAGGAUGGGACCAUCAGUACCAAUGCUACCAAUGUUGAACAUCCGUUAUGUCCUCCGAAGCCGGGUUACGUGAGAGGAUUUAACCACCCUUGUGGUUGCUUCUGUGAACCUCUUCCAGGGGAGCCCAACAAGACCCAUGUGGUCACCUUCUUCCACACCGACCUCAGUGGUUACCUCCCACAGACAGUGGUGGACUCCUUCUUCCCCCGCAGCAUGGCUGGGUUUUACGUCAACCUUCAGAAAGCAGUGAAGAAAUUCUAAGACUGACACUGUCACUGGUUGGCAAAGAACUUAGCUGACUGAUGGAGGAGCUCCAGGUUGGGACACCAGAGAGCCUGGGAGAACCUGAGGGUCUGUUUUGCUCUUUGGAACAUGCAAUAGCUCCAGGUUGGGACACCAGAGAG
Molecule: messenger RNA, 841 nt
Organism: Trichechus manatus latirostris (Florida manatee)
Lineage: Eukaryota; Metazoa; Chordata; Mammalia; Sirenia; Trichechidae
Gene: STARD5
Product: StAR related lipid transfer domain containing 5
Exons: 6
Coding region: 63-698 (211 amino acids)
Biological process (GO): cholesterol import
Molecular function (GO): cholesterol binding; cholesterol transfer activity
Source: RefSeq, a predicted model, not a curated record